Messenger RNA from Lycium ferocissimum, 1430 nucleotides. RefSeq lists its product as uncharacterized. The record is from RefSeq and is a predicted model, not a curated record. Bases 8 to 1231 code for a protein of 407 amino acids. Gene Ontology annotation, molecular function: oxidoreductase activity. The transcript has 8 exons. Lineage: Eukaryota; Viridiplantae; Streptophyta; Magnoliopsida; Solanales; Solanaceae.
CCGAGUCAUGGCUUCGUGCAGCACUUCAUCUGUAAUAAUGCCGGCGUUUAUCUCCAACACCACAACCACUCGCAUUCCAUUUUACCGGUCUUUCACGCGCCAAUUGAGAAAAAAGCAGACUUACAGCACAAUUGUUGUUGCUGCACAGAAGAAUGCUAUGCAGUACAGAAAACUGGGUGACUCUGAUCUUAACAUCAGCGAAAUUACUAUUGGCACUAUGACAUUUGGAGAACAGAAUACAGAGAAGGAAGCUCAUGAAAUACUUAGUUAUGCAUUUGAUCAAGGAAUUAAUAUUAUUGAUACUGCUGAGGCUUAUCCUAUCCCAAUGAAAAAGGAGACUCAAGGAACGACGGAUCUCUACAUUAGUAGCUGGCUGAAGUCCCAACCCCGUGAUAAGGUGAUUUUGGCUACAAAAGUUUGUGGUUAUUCAGAAAGAUCAAGUUACAUACGUGAAAAUGCGAAGGUUUUGCGAGUAGAUGCUGCUAAUAUUCGAGAAAGUGUGGAAAAAAGUUUGAAACGUCUCAAUACUGAUUACAUUGAUUUACUCCAAAUACAUUGGCCAGACAGAUAUGUACCAUUGUUCGGUGAGUUCUUUUAUGAACCUUCAAAAUGGAGGCCAAGUGUGCCUUUCGUUGAGCAGCUUAGAGCCUUUCAGGAACUCAUUGAUGAAGGGAAGGUGCGCUACAUUGGUGUUUCCAAUGAAACUUCAUAUGGAGUAAUGGAGUUUGUCCAUGCUGCAAAAGUUGAAGGAUUGCCGAAGAUUGUCAGCAUUCAGAAUAGCUACAGUCUGCUGGUGAGGUGUCACUUUGAAAUUGAUCUUGUCGAAGUAUGCCACCCAAACAACUGUAACAUUGGGUUACUUUCUUAUUCCCCACUGGCUGGUGGAUCCUUAUCGGGGAAGUAUUUGGACAGUAACUCUGAAGCUGCUAGAAAAGGGAGAUUUAACCUGUUCCCAGGCUACAUGGAAAGAUACAACAAAUCCCUUGCCAAGGAAGCAACUGUCAAGUAUGAAGAAGUGGCCAAGAAGCAUGGUCUAUCCCUGGUUGAGUUAGCCCUAGGAUUUGCCCGAGACCGGCCAUUUAUGACAAGCUCAAUUAUAGGUGCAACUUCAGUGGAUCAAUUAAAAGAAGAUAUCGAUGCUUUUUUGACAACUGAGAGACCUUUGCCACCUCAAGUAAUGGAUGAUAUUGAAGACAUUUUCAAGAGAUACAGAGAUCCUGCUUCAAGUUAACUGCCAAAUUCUCUUAUUUUCUUAUCAAAAAGUUGCUGGAGUUUCUCACUAUUGCAGAGCUAGAUUUGAGUUAUUAUUUUUUUUGGUGUUAAAAACGUCCAAAUUUACCACAAGAUGCCUUUUGUCCAUGCCAAAUCUAUUGUGUACCAGAAACACCACUAACAGCCUGCAUUGAGAAGCAAUAUAAAUCAGAUUAAAU